Molecule: messenger RNA, 2281 nt
Organism: Vanrija pseudolonga
Lineage: Eukaryota; Fungi; Basidiomycota; Tremellomycetes; Trichosporonales; Trichosporonaceae
Exons: 3
Coding region: 548-2176 (542 amino acids)
Biological process (GO): glycosphingolipid biosynthetic process
Molecular function (GO): hexosyltransferase activity
Source: RefSeq, a predicted model, not a curated record
ACUCCCACACCACACACACACACGGCACACGAACAACGUGCAUAAAUCCUCACAACUCUUUUCCACUCGAGCACUCUGCAGCAACCCCGGCUUUUGAACUGCUCCUCCUGCCUCGUCACGUCGUCUUUGUGUGCGCGCACGGCAGGCGCCCUCGCUAGACUCGAUCCACCUCGGCUUCACUCGAUCCAGCUCGGCUUCCCACUCCGCGCCCUACCUCGUUCCGUCGUCACUUGUGCGCCCAGACGACACAACGAUAGGGCCGAGUCUGCUCCUGUCACACGGCAUAUAAGGUUAGCAUCACCACCACCCAGGGACAGAUCUCCCCCACCGACAUUGCCUUCACACACUCGGUCAUCCGAACGCGUGUCACUUCGUGUGACUUUCAAGCCACCGCUGCUCUGUCUCUCGACACGUCCAAGCGCCUUCAAAGUUACUCCUGUUGUCACUUGUGUAAGGUCACUCGACAUUUCCAUCACACUUCCGACCGUGUCCAUCUAGCCUUCCGUCGACAACCGCAUAGCUGUCAACCUUCAAAGGACUACUUGCCAUGUCCCGCUCAUCGAGAUGGAACAUCGAUACCGAUGUCAGCCAGGGAUGGACUAGCCCAACAUCCGACGAUCGCGCCACGUCUCCAAACUUUGCGGGUCGGGGGAGUGCGCAACCGACCUCACCGACAAGCCCGUCCUCUUCAGUGUCGAUGCAGGGCGACCAUUUGCACAUCCCUCUGAGACGCAAGAUCUCCAACUCGUUUCAAGCCUUCCCUCCCUACACCGACCGAUCAGGCCGGCAGAACGGUGGCAGCGGAAACAGCAGCGGGAACACGAGCGGCGGCGAGAGGAUGACCUACCAGCCUCAAUCACCUUCUUACCUUCCGGUCCAUGAACGAGUGAGGUCAGAUUCAUCACAAGACCCUCUGUGGUCAACCACCGGAAUCAACCUGCGCAUGCUGUUCCGCAAGAAGGUCCUUGUCCGCCUGGGACUGGUUCUGGGCGUCAUCUUGCUCUGGAUCUGGUGGCUCAUCUCCACAUUCGAGUUCCAGAUCGAGAUGUGGUCCUAUCGCAAGAGUUGGAUCAAGGCCGAGCUCGACAGUGUGAGACCCCUCAAGGGCUGUUGGAGGCCAGAGAACAUCUCGCCAGAGUACAACAUGACCAAACAUCUGGCUGGCAAGAAGCACAUGCUUGCGGCCGGCCUCGGCUUGAAGCGCGGCCUGGCCUGCUUCGACUACGCCAGCACGAUCCAGCAGCGCGAGGACGAGCCCAUGAGCGAUCUGCUCUACCACACCUACUGGCGAUCCGAUCUCAUUCCCUGGGGCGACAGGCAGACCGCCAACAUCAUUGCUUGGCUCGCCACACAGCCUCUCAGCCACUCCAAGCUCAUCGUGUGGUCGAACGGUGCCGAGCACCUCCGAGCCAACGAGCAUAUGAAUGCCCUCAUCCAAGACUUCCCGGACAACAUUGAGGUCCGCCAGGCUGCUGUCCUCGAGAUGGCCGAGGGAACGGAGAUCCUGGACAUGCUCAAGGAGAUUGCAGCCGGUGGGCUGUACGACGAGCGAGCCUGGGUUGACGGUGACGCCGUGCGACUUCUGGCCCUAUGGUUGUAUGGUGGCCUCUGGUUCGACAUGGACAUGAUCCUCACUCGGGACAUGCACCCAUUGACGGAGAGCGAAUUUCUCAUCCAGUGGGAUUGUUAUGACAAGCCCGAUCUGCAGAUGAAUGGCGCCAUCAUGCACUUUGAGAAGCACUCGCCAUACCUCUGCGAGACCUUCCACAUCAUGGCCACGAGCCCUGCUCCUACCCCCAACUCGUUUAGCUGGGGAUCCCUCCUCUACUCGAGACUGCACCAGCGUCACAUUGCCGAGGGACGCGAGCCGUUCGCCAUCCUGCCGUGGUGCUUCACCGACCCUCGCAACUGUCGCAACGACAACCGCUUCCCCGACCCCUUCUACCCCGAUCCAUCGCGCCUAUGGGGCCUGCCCUAUGCGUCUCGUGGGGACCAUCGACGAUCUGGCCGCGAGUUGCACGAGGCGGCCAUGGACCACAUCUUUGCCAUUCACCUCCACAACCAAUGGUUGAAGGAGUUCCCACAAGGCGGCUACGUUGACCGCUUGAUCACCGGCUUCCGCAGCAGGGUCGAACGCUUGAAGAGCAAGCUGGCCAAGCGGGCAGUCGAGUUCUAGUACCGUGUCGCCACGCAGAUCCAAAACUAGCCACAACUACAAACAUACUUGCAUCCAGCUCGACCCGCAGCAAUGUACAAACAAAAAUGCAUAGACAUGUCUGAC